Messenger RNA from Amphibalanus amphitrite, 1226 nucleotides. RefSeq lists its product as uncharacterized. The coding region runs from base 86 to 604 and encodes 172 amino acids. The transcript has 2 exons. The record is from RefSeq and is a predicted model, not a curated record. Lineage: Eukaryota; Metazoa; Arthropoda; Thecostraca; Balanomorpha; Balanidae.
GGGAGCUGAGGGAGUGGCACCGAGGCGGCCUCAGCGCUGCGGGCCGUACAUCGUUCCGGUGCGGCUGAACGGCAAGUUGCUGGAGAUGGAGCUCGACACGGGAGCUGCCGUCUCCGUCUGCUCGGAGCGCGCGUUCAAGAGGCUCUGGCCGACCGGCGGUCCGCCCAUGGAGCGCUGUGAGCAGACUCUGAAAACAUAUAGCGGUGAACCGAUCGGUGUGUGCGGUCAGGUGAUGGUCGAUGUGCAGUAUGGUGACACAUCGGUCCGUGUGCCGCUCGUGAUCGUUCGCGGUGGCGGUCCGUGCCUGUUCGGGCGUGAUUGGCUCGCUCGCAUUCGGCUGGACUGGUCGUCAGUGUGCGUCAUGGCGGCCAGCUCGCGGGUGGACGCGGUGCUGGCUGAGUUCCCAGACGUGUUCGACGGGGAGCUGGGAUGCUUCAGAGGUGAGCCGGUCACGGUGGAUGUCGAUCCAGACGUCCAACCCCGGUUUUUCAAACCGCGCGUCGUCCCGUUGGCGUAUCGGGAUCAAGUGGAGCAGGAGCUGGAUCGGCAAGUGAAACAAGGACUCUGGGAACCCGUCGCACAUAUUCCGGACGCAUCUGGAUAGCCUGCGCCCGGACUUGCGUCGACGUGUGGAGCAACGUCAGUGCGCUCAGAAGAGCUCGGCGGACCGCGGGGCUAAGGAGCGCCACUGUGUGCCCGGUGAUGCCGUGUACGUGUCGGCGGUGGACAGACUGAGCGGGGUGGAGGGAGUGCGUUGGCUGCCAGCGGUUGUGGUAAGCCGCAAGGAAACCGAAGUGGUCGUUUGUUUGGAGAGUGGGAAUUUGUUGCGUAGACAUGUAGAUUGUGUGAGGAUGCGCGUGACGAACGGGGCGGAAGGGUUUGAUGAUGUAGAGUUAGCACCCAGUGUUGUGCCGGCAGCUCCGCCCGCUGCAGUGCCAUGUGAUGUACCCGUCGGCGGCGACCGUCCAGGCCGGGCGCUCCGGUCGAGCGACCAGCGCCGGGCGCCCAGGCGUUUAGGCUACGAUAGAGAUUUCGCCCAAAUAUCUGUGGUGGAGGGAUGCGGUAGACCGCGCCCAAAGCCAGGGCCCCGGGUAGCCGGGUCGGGGCAGCCUGCGCUGACCCAAGCCGGGGCCGCGCGUCUUCCCGGUGUCAUGGAUAGCCUGGGGCUGCGGUGGCGUCAGCGCUCGGGCCGAGGACGGCCUGUGUGUCGGCAAUAAACAGUCUGG